Molecule: messenger RNA, 243 nt
Organism: Meloidogyne enterolobii
Lineage: Eukaryota; Metazoa; Nematoda; Chromadorea; Rhabditida; Meloidogynidae
Source: the annotation of a GenBank genome assembly
UGCCGUGUAGAUUUUGUGAUAUGUAUAAGGGGAUAGUGUUGGAUAGUGGAUAUUGUUUUGGAGCGUGGAUAGUGCUCUGUAGGGAUAUCGUUGAUAUAGGGGAUUUGGAGGAAUUAAAGGGUUUUAAAGAGAUACCGGAGUAUAUGGAGGAUGUCAAGGAGUUGGGGAGAUAUUUGAAGUUAAGUGGAUAUCUGUCGAGUUGAAGGGGAUACCGGGGAUCUGGGCCGGUAUCUCCUUCAAGGG